AUGCGUUACCUAAAAUCAUCAACCCCAUGCGGCCGGGGGUUAGGAAAAAGGAAGGGCCAGGUUGGAAAAGGUACCUAUCAGUUACCUGGUGGUCACAUUGAGUUUGGAGAAUCAUGGGCGGAGUGUGCCCAGAGAGAGGUGAUGGAGGAGGCCGGCCUGCAGCUGAACAACAUCCGUUAUGCCUCUGUGGUAAACUCCAUCAAAUUAGAGGAAAACUAUCACUAUGUUACAAUCUACAUGCAAGGAGAAGUGGACAGGGCCUUCUCGUCUGAGCCUGUAAAUGUGGAGCCAGAGAAAAAUGAAGGGUGGACAUGGACAUUGUGGGAGGACUUCCCACCAGAGGAGCAACUGUUCUGGCCUCUGGCGAAUUUGAGACAGCAGGGAUACCAUCCAUUCACAAACAGUAGCAAAGAUUUAAUAAAAUGAAGAGACUGUGUUUA
Molecule: messenger RNA, 440 nt
Organism: Astyanax mexicanus (Mexican tetra)
Lineage: Eukaryota; Metazoa; Chordata; Actinopteri; Characiformes; Acestrorhamphidae
Gene: nudt15
Product: nudix (nucleoside diphosphate linked moiety X)-type motif 15
Exons: 4
Coding region: 1-426 (141 amino acids)
Biological process (GO): dGTP catabolic process
Cellular component (GO): cytosol
Molecular function (GO): 8-oxo-7,8-dihydrodeoxyguanosine triphosphate pyrophosphatase activity
Source: RefSeq, a predicted model, not a curated record